GAUAUCGAGUUCGAGGCCCCUCGACGCUCGGGCAGAGCCACAAAAUCCACCAAGACAAUGGCCGAUCCCGCAUGGGAUGAGGACAUGUACGCCCCCGAGGAAGAGAAGCUUCCGGCCGCUCCGAGGGUUUCAGGAGCUAAGGAGAUCUUUCCGCCCACGCCAGAGGGGCUUUUCAAAGACUCUCACUCCACGACUUGUGGCACAUGUGGCGGCAACGACAGGGCCCCUAACAAGGGCAUUUUUGUCUACUGUCAGGGCUGUUCCAUGGGUUACCACAAGGUCUGCCUCGGCUUCCGCAGCACUCGCGACCACCUUGUGACCAAGGUGGGCUCGAACCACUUUGUGUUGCAGUGUCGGGAUUGUGUCGGCGUGAAAAAGAAGAAAGAUAACCGCUCUCCAAGCCUUGAUGUCUGUCAAGUCUGCAAGAUCAAGGGCCGAGCUUGCGAGGCCUUCGCUCCAAAACGGACCGCCAAUGCAGAGGCGAAGCUCCGAGAAGAGAAUGGUGGCGAGGACCCCAUCACGCCUGUUGACGACAGUCUAAUCAACAAUCCAGACAAUGUCCUCUUCCGUUGCGUCAACUGUCACUGUGCCUACCACUUCGAGCAUCUGCCACCAGCCGGCGUUAAGCGCGUCGAAGGCACUGUUCGGGCUGAUCGCCUUGAUGAGUACUCAAUUGACUGGAAGUGCAAGGACUGCCUUGACAUGCGCUUCAAGAUCUCGACACUCGUGGCAUGGCGGCCAGUCAACCGCGAUACCUAUGUGUCAGGUCAGACUGUGCUUGACCUCCAGGAGGAUGACAAGGAGUACCUCAUCAAAUGGGAAUCAAAGUCCUAUGCUCACUGCGAAUGGAAGCCCGGUCCCUGGGUCUACGGCGUCACAAACGCCGCGAUGCGUAACGCAUUCCCGAAGCGCAAUGAAGGCGCAAACUUGUUGCCCAAAUUCGAUGCGAAGGAUGCCAUCCCAGAGGAAUACCUACUGGCUGAUGUGGUCUUGAACGUACGGUUUAAGGGACACUUUCAAUUCGAGUCCAAAAAGGACGACAUACGAAAGACGUAUUUGAUCGACCAAGCACUUAUCAAGUUCCAGGGACUUGACUACGCCGACGCCGUCUGGGACGAGCCUCCCGAGCUCGACUCGGGACACCGUUGGAUAGCUUUCGUCACGGCCUACUCGGAGUUCCUAAACGGAAAACACUUCAAAUCUGAGCCUGCUGCCAAUAUUAAGGAUCGCCUCAGAAAGUUCCGCGAGCUAGAUUUCCACAAAGAGGUCGAGUUUAAGGACGGUACUAACGGCAAACAAGAGCAGCCUCGUGCUCUGACGGGCACAUUGAUGAAAUAUCAGAUCCAAGGUACGAACUGGCUCCUCCACAACUUCUGGCAGCAGGUCAGUGUUGUCCUGGCAGACGAUAUGGGCCUUGGAAAGACAAUCCAGGUCAUCAGUUUGAUCUCUGCGUUGGCCCUUCAGGGCCCUCGCUGCUGGCCAUUCUUGGUCGUUGUACCCAACUCCACCUGUCCCAACUGGCGCCGGGAGAUCAAGCAGUGGGCUCCCGACCUCCGAGUUGUGACUUACCACGGCGGCAAGGAGCCCCAGAGGCUUGCGUACAAGUACGAGCUCUUUCCCAACGGCUCAAAGGAGAUGAAAGCCCACGUGGUCAUCAUGUCCUACGACUCCGCCCAGGAUCCAGAGACCAGGCUGCUCUUUAAGAGCAUACAGUGGGUUGGCCUCGUUGUAGACGAGGGUCAACGCCUCAAAAACGACGAAAACUUGUUGUACGGGGCACUUCGGGCGAUGAAGAUACCCUGGCGCCUCCUCCUUACCGGCACUCCCUUGCAAAACAACAAGCGGGAGCUCUUCAACCUGCUGCAGUUCAUUGAUCCUUCCAAGAAUGCAGCCAAGCUUGACGAGCAGUACGAAGAAGUCACUGCAGAAAAGAUUCGCGAGCUGCACGCCAUGAUUCAGCCUUUCUUCCUGCGACGGACCAAGGCAAAGACUCUCAAGUUUCUGCCCCCAAUGGCGCAGAUUAUCUUGCCUGUAUCUAUGUCGAUUGUGCAGGAGAAGCUCUGCAAGUCGAUCAUGGCGAAGAAGCCUGAACUCAUCCGAGCCAUCUUUGCCAACAGCAAACUGAAGUCCUCAGAGCGCGGCAGCCUCAACAAUAUCCUGAUCCAGCUGAGAAAGUGCUUGGGCCAUCCGUUCCUCUACAGCGGCGCCGUCGAGGACAAGAAUGUUGAUGCCGAGACAAUGCAUCGAAAUCUUGUUUCAGCCUCCUCAAAGCUCGUCCUUCUAGAGCAGAUGCUACCGAAGCUCCGGGCACAAGGCCACCGCGUUCUGUUGUUCAGUCAGUUUCUCGGUAUGUUGGACAUUGUGGAGGACUUCCUGAGCGGUAUGAAUCUCAAGUACCAACGUCUCGAUGGGAGCAUCUCAAGUCUUGAGAAGCAGAAGCGGAUUGACGCCUUCAACGAGCCCGGCUCUGAGGAUUUCGCAUUCCUCCUGUCGACCCGUGCUGGGGGCGUGGGUAUCAAUCUGGCGACUGCAGACACCGUCAUCAUCCUCGAUCCUGAUUUCAACCCGCACCAGGACCUCCAGGCUUUGUCGCGAGCCCACAGGAUUGGACAGAAGAACAAAGUGCUCUGCUUCCAGCUGAUGACGAAGGGCAGCGUCGAGGAGAAGAUCAUGCAGAUCGGCCGGAAGAAGAUGGCACUGGAUCAUGCGCUGAUUGAGACCAUGGAUCGAGAGGAGGACCAGCCAGUCGACGACCUGGAAACCAUCUUGAAGCACGGCGCCGAGGCCCUGUUUAGUGGCAACGAUAAGGAGGCUAUUAAAUAUGACGCUGAAGCCAUCGACAAGUUGCUUGACAGGUCGCAGAUUGAGGACAACAAGACCUCAGAUGAUGACCAAGGCGGUUCCGAGGAGAAGCAGUUUGCGUACGCAAAGGUUUGGGAGAAUAAGACCGGUGGUCUCGCUGACAACAUCGAGGCCGAGGAAACCCCUCAAUUGAGCGUCAGCGUCUGGGACAAGAUACUCAAGGAGCGAGAGGAUGAGGCCAAGCGCCUGGCCAAGUUGAACAAGGAGGUACUCGGUCGCGGUGGCAGACGACGCCAGGUA
Cryphonectria parasitica EP155 is the source of this 3102-nucleotide messenger RNA. RefSeq lists its product as uncharacterized. Gene Ontology annotation, cellular component: chromatin; nucleus. The record is from RefSeq and is a predicted model, not a curated record. The annotation marks the transcript as partial. Gene Ontology annotation, biological process: negative regulation of transcription by RNA polymerase II; chromatin remodeling. NCBI's taxonomy places the organism in Eukaryota, Fungi, Ascomycota, Sordariomycetes, Diaporthales, Cryphonectriaceae. Gene Ontology annotation, molecular function: DNA binding; ATP binding; histone binding. The transcript has a single exon.